CGGCGAUGUGUUGGCGGCCACGCGUGUGGUGGAAAGAGAGACCCCUCGGAAGAGAGGACGAGAGAAGAGGCGAAGGAGAGAGAGGUGACUUCUCCUCAGGGCCUUAGUCGCCGACUGUCCGCUACUACGCGCGGUGUUACACCUUCGUCGUCAUCGUCCGACCCUCUCCUCCUCCUCCUCCUCUCCUUCGUCGUCGUUGUCGUCGCUCUCCGUCCUUCCCGCACUACCACCCUUUUCUUUCUCACCUGUUGCGGCGCAACCCUUUUGAUCGUUCGUUUUCGUGCACCCCGCGCGAUCUCUCCUCUAGCAAGCUAGUUCGCGCAGGAUCCUCGGCUGCGACUAUCGCGUGUCCGACGGAAACAGCCGGGAGACUGCAGGACCAGUGAGGCUAUCGAGAAUAAUUCUAAAGAGAAAGUGAAAAAGAGAGAAAGAAAGAGAAAGAGGGCGGCAGAAAGAGAGGACCACGAUAGGGCUGCUGAAUUUUUAAGUGCCGGGACAGUCGGGAGUAGCGGGAGCUGAAGGGAGAUUUCAACGAUGAGCUUUCAUCGUGGUGGAAGAUAGCAUCUAUGAGAGAGCCGUCGCGAAAGGACGUUUGGGAUAUCGAGAAGUUUCGAACAGUUUCGCAGGUCUCGUGGAAGAGACAACGCUAAUCCAACGGCUCGUCAUUGCCACGUGGACUAGAAUUCGUGGAAUUAGUCUGUUUACGGAUUACACUUGCCUCCAUGGUCGAUAAACCCAUGACACGACGACCGUGACAGUGUGGAAAGUAUCGAGCGGAGCAUAAACAAGAUUGUUCGCGACGGCGUUAUAUACAAGGAAAUUCCCGACAUAUUUUCGAAUGUGUGUUUCCGAUACGAUAUGAGAGUCCGUGUUGUUGAGAGGCCUCGGUACUUGUCACUUUCCUCGCACGUGCCGCGAAUGUGACCGUGACGCAAAUUAACGGACGAGUGUAGAGCGCCGGGGAUCGUCGGAAGCGCGAUCGACGAAGGAGACUCUCCGCCGGGCUGAUUCGAGAUUCGCCGUUUUGCCCCGAGGAGAUUUCGCACGGGAAGUGCGAAUUCGGAAAGUGCUAAGCGCGAACGGAUAACGCGGAUUCGCAGUGAUGUGGAGUGCGGGCUACGAGAUGCACCCGACGGUGGAAGGUGCUCCCGAUCGUCGCCACCAUUGAACGACUGUCGACAAGCGGAUUCACGCUGCCAUCUGCACGAGAGGUAAAUUCCCGAGCAAUGGCGAAUAGCAGUGAAAAAUUCAAAGGCGCGCAAAAUGUUUUAAUAGUUAGACACAAUAUCGAAGAUAAAAAUCGAAAGGAACAUGUCACGUCACGAGGACGAAGUGGGAGGUAGCACGGUGCUAGUCGAGGGUGUCGUAGGUGGCAUAAGGGGCCCAGGCGGCGGGUGCCGCGCAUCCUCGAUGACGAUGGCCGAGAGCGCCGUGGAGGACGCCGCAGCCGCGCCCCCGGGUCCGGCCAAGCCGCCACCGCCGUCCUGUACCAACAACAACACCCUCGCGGCGACGGCCAACCGCAACCACCGGAACCCGCGCAAGAAGCGGAGGCGGCUCGAGCAGGUGGUGGACACGCUGCAGGCCCACCGUAGCUCGCCGUCCGAAGGCGAGGUGCUCAAAUUCGAGGGUAGCGCGCCCGCGUCUGAAGAGGAGGACGUCUUCGGCUCGCCCAGGUCGUCGUCGUCGCGCUCAGCCGCGGACACCACCUCUAUGAUCGGCCAGUUGGCCGUGAGGCUCAAGGACGUGGAGUCGAUCACGUCGACGGAGGAGGACCCGCUCAACGAGAGCGGCGCCCAGCACCACCACCAUCAGCCCCACCGAUCUUAUCGUUACUCGUACCACCCGCACCAUCACCGACAUCGUUACUCGCCGUACCAGAACAAUCACCGGCUGCCCAAGUAUCCCGACUGCGUGUGCGCCCAAUGUUCGUCGCAGUCGCUCACGUCGAUGAUGUUGCCGUCGGCGACGUCGUUGCAGACACCGUUAUCGCGGCCCGGCUUCUCGUCCUACAGCAGCAUAUGCGGCGCGUACAGCAGCAUAUUCGAGCAAUACAUGAAUAGCAAGUACCUGUCGUCGAGCGACACCUUCCGCGGUCGCAGUCACUCCGAUUCGGACGUCGUGCCCAGGUGGGGCGAUGACAGGCUGCCCGGCUCAUCCACCUCCUCUUCCUCCGUCGUUGUCGGCCACCCGCCGCGUAGCGGCUCCCUCGAGAGCGACGGCACGAGUCCUCAGGAGUCACCGUUGGACCUUUCCAUGAAGAACCUGAUGCAGUCGGCGGCAGCAGCAGCAGCCGCCGCCGCAGCGGUCUCCGCCAGGUCGCCGGCGCUCCAGCUCUUGCCACCCGGCAUCGUGACGCGAGGUUCGGUCAGUGUGCCGGUGGUUAGGGGCGACGUCGCCUCGCCGACCACCAAGGAGACCGUCGCGGUGCGAUACAACCUGGAGGUGUUGCCGGUGGUCGAGGAGAUGGCGCCUGGUGCGGACGUGGCUUAUGUGUGCCCCGAGUGCGGGCAAAUGUUCAGUCUUCACGAUCGUCUGGCGAAACACAUGGCGUCUAGGCAUCGCAGGCAAGGUCUGCACGACGCGUCCGCCAAGGCGUACCUCUGCGACGUCUGUCAAAGGAGCUUCGCCCGCUCGGACAUGCUCACUAGGCACAUGAGACUUCACACAGGCGUGAAGCCGUAUACCUGCCGGGUCUGCCGGCAGGUAUUCAGCAGAUCCGACCACCUCAGCACCCAUCAGCGCACGCACACCGGUGAGAAGCCGUACAAGUGCCCGCAAUGCGCCUACGCGGCCUGCCGCAGGGACAUGAUCACUAGGCAUCUCAAGACUCACAAUAGGUGCGCGGAGGGACCUACUCCCAAGACCGAGCCCGGUCUGCUCGCCGCCGAGGAGUGCCCCACCUUCGGCCAGAACAUGGCCGCACCCUCGGCGAUCAUCAAGGCCGAAUGACGACGGCCGGCCGGAUGACCCUGGCUGUACUCCAACCUGAGGUCCCAGCGAGGACACCGCGGUAAGAUCGAUCGGGGCUCCUCGGGAAGCCGCGAUCGAGCUCGGUCGAGCCAUCGCGGCAGCAACGCCACGAGGGAACGAGGCCGCCGUUCGGCGGCGACCUGCGCGACGGCUGCGACGGCCGUAUGUUAGGACUUACUUUCCAAGAGAUCGCGACGUCGCGCCGGACGGAUCGGUAGACGGGCAUUUGUUUCGCUGUCGGAAUUCGAGUUCGCGGGAAUCCCUAGGAUGUUGAAGCGGCUGUUUUCAGCGGAGAAAGUUGUUCCGUGACUCUUGGAAAACUCGUGAAUCUGAUUGAACAUGAUACACACUCCUUGCCCCAAUUAAAUUCGCCAAUUUCACAACAGCAGUAGCAGUUUGCGCAGCAGUUUUCUCCGCUGAACGCACCUGAGACCGAUACACGUUGCACUGCAACUCCAGGUGUGUUAUUUUUAAACGCAUGUAAGCGUGUUACAUGCUGAUGUUCUUUUUACACGUUUCUUGCGGCUUCAAAUCACGUCAUUUAACGCCUGAGACGCGUACAUUAUAAUUUAAUGCGUUUAAACGCGUGGAACGGUGAGAGACGUGUAAAAAGAGACUCAGCCAAAAUAACACACUUGGAUGUGUAGUAUUGGGACGACGCGUUUUCUCGCGCGAUACAAUACGCUCUCCAAUUUCACUCUUUCGCUGCGACGAGUCUCGAGAGAAUGUUAAAAGUGCUCUUGGUGAAGAAUUAUUUAUUGCACGUGUACACUAAGUGCCGUAUGUGCCGUCGCACUCGUUGGAGACGGAAUUACUGCGAAUCCAAGUGUGUUAUUUUAACUGAAUUCUCCUUUGCACGUUUCUUUCAAAUCACAUCGUCUGGCACGUUUAAACGUAUAAGAUUAUAAUUCAUACGCAUUAAACGUGCCGCAUAACGUGAUUUAAAAGCACAAGAAUCGUGCAGAAAAAGCCUCGGUCAAUUUAAACGCAUUUAAAAAUAAACACGUUUGGAUUCGCAAUGGUCUCCGAAAAUUUCCAUUCGUACGCGACGACAUCUGGACAUUCGUAUGUCACGAUUGUUGAUUAAUGUUGCAUUUGACAAGCCAACGACGUUGCGAGUACUUUCUCGCUUCACGCAUAGUAAAUUUGUCUUUCACACAACGGCUGUUUCUGAAUACAAAUAUUUCUGAUCUGAAUAAUAUCUAAAUCUAAUAUCUAAAUUCUUAUUUCCUGGAAUAAUCGACAGUCGCAAGAUACCCGAAUAUUCAGAUGCGGCGCGUAAGAGUGGAAAUUCCCAAGAGUGUUGGACCGACGUUUGCUAUUGUAUAAUUGUUCAAAUAUAUUCCUUUCCUCUUCGUUCGUGAUACGCUCUAAAAUCCGCAGCCAAACUGAGAGACGCGAGUGAGACUUUUACGUUCUGUCGCGUCAAAUUUUCUUAAAAGUCCACAAAUCCCUUUCCCGUGCAAUUCUUGCCAGCGAAAGAGUUAAAUUCGCGACGUCGGGGAUUCAUCACGACAAGUUACGGACGAGAAUGGAAGAGCCGAGGCUCCCGUGAAUGCUAGAUCGUGUUACUUGCAACAAUGAAAAAAGAAAAGGAACAAUCGAUUUCUCGUCCGACGAUCCUCCAGAUCUCCUAGGGAUUAUCCCGUUGUAUCGCCCACACAGCGAGCAGUGCUAAACAGUAUUAUUGUACUUCCUCUUCGAGCCCCGUUUCCUCUUGAUUCCGCUCCCGCGACUCGCGUACUCUUAACGGCCGAAAUUCGCGAAACGUUUCACCGGCAUUCGUUUGUACCGGCCGUGGGACGGUCCGACAACAGCGUCGUCUCGCCAUAAAAUAAAAGCUUUUGUUGUGCCGAUGAACGAUCAACAGGCGUCGACGAGGACGCUUCGAGAUCGAGAUACUCGAGGUAUUGGCUCAUCAGCGAGCUGUCUCGCUUCAAACCUUUGCACCCCUUACACGGUGUUCUCAUGUUGAAUUUUGCGUCAUCUUCUUGUCGCUUUCUCAUCGCUGCUGUUCACUUUGACGUGCGGUAAUCAACGUCGACGGCUGUUCUCGGACAUUUCAUGACCGUGGUUGUUGCAAAAUGAUGUAUACACAUAUCGCUCCUCUUAUCCUCCGCUCUCUCGUUCUCGAUGCAUAAAGUUAAGACACGCAAACGACAAAGUAAAGCAUUCCUGCUCGGCCGCGCUCCAGGCAGGCGCGGGUACGACGCACGACGAAGGAUACGUGAAGGGGCUUACGAGGUGCUUCACCGCACUCGUUACACUCAAAAAAGGGACGUUUUGCUGGUCCAAGUAUAACUACAAGUAUCAGUUUGUCGCUGUUUUAUGUCUGUUAGAAAAUUGUCUAUGGCAUGUAAAAUUAACAGCAGCAGCAUUCCAAUAAUGUCUGCGACCAAAGGACCAUGUGUAAAGUGGGCGGAUUUUGACCUGAAAAAUGUAACAUAAGUUGUAACAUGUGAUGUUACGUUUUGGGGUCGCUGAGUAUGAUGAUAAAAAUGGAAAUUCGUCUCAAAGUUAAAAUGUUAUUUCUAAUGGUAAUUCGAUCAGUGACGAUGUUGUUCCGAUAUCAUUUAUGAUAUAGUGCUUUAGUUUCGUAACUUUUUUUGAAGAAAACUGAGGAAUCUUUUCAAGAUGAAACGCCUCGAAAAUGUUAAAUCUAACAUAGCGAAGUUGAUGUGAUAUAAAAACUAAAAAAGAUAGUAAAUUUUCUUAUUUGAAGAAUCUUGAGGCUCGUUAGAGACGCGACUGUAUAUAUUGCGCAGUUUUGAGGAUAUUGAAAUGAUUGAUGGUGGACUUCCAUACCACUUCACAGGUUUUACUAAAGAAAAGGAAAAUUCAGCAUUUCAGAUAAAGAAAUUUAGCAUUUCCUUAAUUUUCAAUGAAAGACAGUUAUGAAACCUGAGUUAUAUUAUACAAGUAAUGAAAUAAUUGGAACAAAAUUGUCACUAACCGAGUUAUUAUUAAGAAUGGCUUAUUUCGAUCCCUUUAAGGCAAAUUUUUACUUUCUCACGGGUAAAAAUGGCGGAUAAGAAUGUUACCAUCGGCGACCCAGAAAACGUAAGAUUACAUAUAUAUAUAUAUAUAUAUAUAUAUAUAUAUAUAUAUAUAUAUAUAUAU
Messenger RNA from Odontomachus brunneus, 6093 nucleotides. RefSeq names its product early growth response protein 1 (gene klu). The coding region runs from base 1312 to 2952 and encodes 546 amino acids. The transcript has 3 exons. Gene Ontology annotation, biological process: regulation of transcription by RNA polymerase II. Gene Ontology annotation, molecular function: RNA polymerase II cis-regulatory region sequence-specific DNA binding; DNA-binding transcription factor activity. The record is from RefSeq and is a predicted model, not a curated record. NCBI's taxonomy places the organism in Eukaryota, Metazoa, Arthropoda, Insecta, Hymenoptera, Formicidae.